AAGUAAAUCAGAACAAUUAAUAUAUUGCUCAUACUCGUAGAAUAAGAAUAAUAUACAUCUUUUUAUUUUUUGAUAUUCAGGUUGUGAAGAGUAGCACUUGACGUCAUAAAAGUAUACAGGUGAACCUAAAGACAAAGAAGCCAGGGACCAAUACAAAACGUACACAGACAUUGAGAAAGCACCAUACAGAGAUGGUAUCUUCUUCCUGUCAGUACAAUGAAAGUGAUGUGGGUCAUAUUAGCUCAACACCUGUGAAACAGUUACUUCCAGAGACUAACCUGAACUCCCCUGGCCUGAACACUACCUUUUCAUCACUUACAACCACAUUUAGGGAUAACGAGAGUGAUGCAGACUACAAUCCUGCAGAUGAUACAUUUAGCACAGAGCCUGAUCCAGAUAUUGACCAGAACUUAACAGAGACUGACCCAAAGGCACAACGAAAGUUCCUUGUUUUUGAAGAAAACCUACUGGCCCUGUUCCAAGUUUGCCCAGAAUGUUGUCACUCCUCUUCAUCCGAAAUAAGCCAGGUUCAGGGAAGUUAUGUAGCUAUAAGACAGGAGUGCUCUUGUGGAUAUCAGCGCAGAUGGGAGUCUCAACCCAGAAUGGGGAAAAUACCAGCGGGGAACAUUUUACUGAGUGCGGCUGUUUUGUUUUCUGGAUGUAACCCAACAAAAGUGUUUAGACUGUUUGAAUUCAUGAAUUUCUUAACAAUUACAUUGAAUACAUUUUUUGAACACCAAAGAUCUAUAUUGUGGCCUGCUGUAGACAUAGUAUGGACAUUAUAUAAGACAGCAGUGUUCACGGCAUUAAGAAACCGUGGUGGAAAGGUUGUUGUAGCUGGAGAUGGACGAGCUGAUAGCCCAGGUCAUUCUGCUAAAUACGGUGCUUAUUCUUUGAUAGACAUGCAGUCUGGACGUGUUAUAGAUAUUCAUUUGGUUCAGAGUAAUGAAGUUAAGAGCAGCUACCACAUGGAGCUUGAAGGUUUACAGCGGGCUGUUUCCAACCUGAAGAAAGAAGGUAUCUCCAUAACAGAAAUAAUAACUGACCGCCACCUACAGAUUCAGAAAUGGAUCAGGGAGAAUCUGCCUGAGACUCGUCACAGUUUUGAUGUAUGGCAUAUUGCUAAAGAUGAUUCGGCAGUUGUUGGAGACGUGCUUUCCUCAAAAGCAUCUCUAGUUGUAAUUGUUAUUUAG
This is a messenger RNA of Mercenaria mercenaria, 1193 nucleotides long. RefSeq lists its product as uncharacterized. The transcript is spliced from 5 exons. Lineage: Eukaryota; Metazoa; Mollusca; Bivalvia; Venerida; Veneridae. The record is from RefSeq and is a predicted model, not a curated record. Bases 192 to 1193 code for a protein of 333 amino acids.